Messenger RNA from Cucumis melo (muskmelon), 1884 nucleotides. RefSeq names its product protein DETOXIFICATION 35. The transcript has 7 exons. The coding region runs from base 191 to 1645 and encodes 484 amino acids. Gene Ontology annotation, molecular function: antiporter activity; xenobiotic transmembrane transporter activity. Gene Ontology annotation, cellular component: membrane. The record is from RefSeq and is a predicted model, not a curated record. NCBI's taxonomy places the organism in Eukaryota, Viridiplantae, Streptophyta, Magnoliopsida, Cucurbitales, Cucurbitaceae. Gene Ontology annotation, biological process: xenobiotic detoxification by transmembrane export across the plasma membrane.
UUAACCAUCUUUGUCCGUUUAACUCAAAAAAGUGAUCUUUCUAUAUAUGUAUUAUAUAUAUUCCGAAUAGUCUCGACCCUUCUUCCAAAUCAAUCUAACUGUGACAAUGGCCAUCGUCGAAUAACGUGAUUACAGCAAAUCUGUACCGUUUAAAAGCUUGAUUGUUGCUCAGUACUCUGUUUCGCCGGAGAUGGAGGCGGCGGCGCCACUUCUCGGCGUCGAGGAUGGAGAUUAUGCUCCGGUGAAGACAUUUCGGGAGUUGAAGGAUAUGGUAUGGAGUGAAACGGUGAAGACUUGGGCGAUCUCCGGUCCGGUGAUAUUUCAAAUCGUUUGUCAGUACGGAACAAACUCUGUUACGAAUAUUUUUGUGGGUCAACUUGGAGAAAUAGAGCUCUCUGGGGUUUCCAUUGCCAUCUCCGUUAUUGCCACUUUUGCUUUUGGUUUCAUGUUUGGCAUGGGAAGUGCAACAGAAACGCUAUGUGGGCAAGCAUUUGGGGCUGGACAAAUCCACAUGCUGGGAGUUUAUAUGCAGAGAUCGUGGAUCAUAAUGUUCAUAUGUGCCUUAAUAAUCACACCAAUUUAUGUUUUUGCCACUCCCAUUUUGAAGCUUUUGGGGCAACAAGAUGAUGUGGCUGAACUGGCUGGGAGUUUCUCAUUGCUCAUACUCCCACAACUGUUCUCCUUUGUUGUGGCUUUUCCUACCCAAAAGUUUCUUCAAGCACAAAGCAAAGUGUGGACAUUGGCUUGGAUUGGCUUUGGGGCCCUUAUGAUUCAUGUUUUGAUGCUAUGGCUCUUCAUUUUUCAGUUUGGUUGGGGAACUACUGGGGCUGCUUUGGCCCUGAACAUCUCUGGUUGGGGGAUUUCCAUUGCUCAAUGCAUUUAUGUGAUGGGUUGGUGUAGAGAUGCUUGGCAUGGAUUCUCUUGGUUGGCUUUCAGAGAUUUGUGGGGAUUUGUUAAGCUCUCAUUUUCCUCUGCUAUUAUGUUUUGUUUGGAGAUUUGGUAUAUGAGUACUAUCAUUAUUCUUGCUGGUCAUCUUCCUAAUGCUGUCAUAUCUGUUGAUUCACUUUCCAUUUGCAUGAACUUGGAUGGAUGGGAAAAUAUCAUUUUCAUUGGAAUCAAUGUCGCCAUGAGUGUUAGGGUCUCCAAUGAACUCGGGAAGGCACGGCCUCGAGCUGCAGAGUACUCUGUCUAUGUGACAGUCGUAGAAUCUCUUCUACUUGGUCUCCUUUUCAUGGUGGCGAUAUUCUUUGCCAAGGAUCAUUUUGCUGUCAUCUUCACAAGCAGUGUAACUGUCCAGAAAUAUGUUGCCAAAUUAGCCUAUCUUCUUGGCAUAACCAUGGUUCUCAACAGUGUCCAACCCGUCAUAUCAGGUGUGGCCAUUGGAGCUGGAUGGCAGGCAUUGGUGGCUUAUAUAAACUUAGGCUGCUAUUACAUUUUUGGUCUCCCUCUUGGGAUUAUCUUAGGUUAUGUAGCAAACUUUGGAGUGAAGGGGCUUUGGGGUGGAAUGAUAGCUGGGAUUGCAAUGCAGACAAUUAUGUUGCUGAUUGUUCUGUACAAAACCAACUGGAACAAAGAAGUGGCGGAAACUUCGGGAAGGCUGCAGAAGUGGACUGGACAAGACAACAAAAUUAAAGAAGAGACUUAAACUAGAAGAGAUGCCAUUUCUAGAAAAAUUAGAAAUAAGCCCUUUUCUUUAUUGCUUUUGCUGUUCAUUUCAUUCUGACUGAAUAGGCAUGUUUAAGAAACUCAUUUGUGAUUUUAGUCCAAUUAUUUCAAGUUAGGUUGAGUUAAAUGAGUAUUUCGAGUAUAAGGAAGCAUUUAGAGUUUUUUUUUUUCCAUCAAAUCCUACAUCUUUCAAAUAUGAGUUCAAGUUUAUUUUGUUUA